This is a messenger RNA of Papilio machaon (common yellow swallowtail), 2351 nucleotides long. It is a transcript of the gene Nsun2, whose product is annotated as tRNA (cytosine(34)-C(5))-methyltransferase. Gene Ontology annotation, biological process: tRNA methylation. Bases 99 to 2246 code for a protein of 715 amino acids. Lineage: Eukaryota; Metazoa; Arthropoda; Insecta; Lepidoptera; Papilionidae. Gene Ontology annotation, cellular component: nucleus; cytoplasm. The record is from RefSeq and is a predicted model, not a curated record. The transcript has 13 exons. Gene Ontology annotation, molecular function: tRNA (cytidine-N5)-methyltransferase activity; tRNA binding.
ACAACGUCACUGUCAUUUUAUGUCACAUGUAAAAAUUAAAUUGGUAUACAAAAUUUGUUUUCCGUUUACAUUUUUACUUUAGACAGGAUUAAACUGAAAUGGGACGUAAAAACCGCAACGUUAAUAAAUUCGCUCAACGUAAACGAGAUCAAAAAGAGAAGGCCAAAAAUCCACAAGAUAAACCUGCGGCUGAUACACGUAAACAUUACGAAGAUAUUAUAAGAGAAAAUGCUGCUUUUGAAGAAUAUUACAAGACACAAAAAGUAUGUCCAGAAGACGAAUGGUCAGAAUUCAUGAGUAGCUUAAAAGAAAACUUACCAACAGCAUUCAGAAUAACUGGUUCUAAAGCUGAGGCGGAUGCAUUAUUAAAUAUUGUAAAAAGUGAAUAUUUCUCACAAUUAUUAAAUGUAAAGAUUAAAAAUGAAGAAAAAGGUGAAGAAGAAGAAAUAAAACCAGUAAGCUUACCAUGGUAUCCAGGUGGCAUAGCAUGGCAACUCCGGCUGUCCCGUACAGAUAUCCGUAGAAAUGAACCAUUGUACAAACUGCACAACUUCCUAGUAGCGGAGACCGCAGCGGGUGGAGUGUCACGACAGGAGGCGGUGUCAAUGAUACCACCUGUUGUACUCAAAGUUGAACCACAUCAUAAGGUGUUGGAUAUGUGUGCAGCACCAGGAUCUAAGACGGCUCAGCUGAUUGAAUUUUUACAUGCAGAUGAAGACAAAGUGCCAAGUGGUUUUGUGAUGGCCAAUGAUGUAGACAACAGCAGAUGUUACAUGCUGGUACAUCAGGCCAAGCGGCUCAACUCCCCCUGCAUCCUCAUCACCAACCAUGACUCCGCUCUCAUGCCAGCACUUGUCACCACAGAUGAUAAGGACCCAACGAAAACAAAACCUUUAAAGUUUGAUCGUAUACUUUGUGAUGUGCCUUGUUCUGGAGAUGCGACAUUACGCAAGAAUCCAGAUAUUUGGCUCAAGUGGUCAACGGGCAAUGGAAAUAAUUUACAUGGUAUCCAAUACCGUGUUCUCCGUCGUGGUUGUGAACUGCUGGAGAUAGGUGGUAGACUGGUCUACUCCACAUGCUCCUUCAAUCCCAUUGAGAAUGAAGCAGUGGUGCAUCGUCUACUGCAGGAGACGGGAGACAGUGUUAAACUUGUGGAUGUCUCCGAUAUGCUGCCAGGGUUGAAGUUUAGAAAGGGAAUGACACAUUGGAGACCAGCUUCAAAGGAUAUGGUGUUUUACGACAAAUAUGAAGACGUGCCGGAGAAAUGGCAGACCGUUGUCAGACCGCAAAUGUUCCCGCCCAAAACUGAAGACCUGUCAAAAUAUGAUUUGGAGAAAUGUAUAAGAAUUUUACCUCAUCACCAAGAUACUGGUGGAUUUUUUGUAGCUGUAUUCGAAAAGACCGGUCUACUUCCUUGGGAGAAGACCGUGGAAGAGAAGACGGAGAAGGAAACAGAAGUUAAAGAAGAUAAAAAAGAACCACCGCAAAAGAGAAGAAGAAUGGGUGGAUAUAGAGAAGAUCCAUUUGUGUUCUUCUCCGGUGAUGAUGAAGAUGUAUUUCCUUCUAUCAAAGAAUAUUACGAUCUGAAAGAAGAUUUCGAUUCCAAAUGUCUUCUAACGAGAUGUUUUGUUGGUAAAAAAAAGAAUAUUUAUCUUGUUUCAAGUAUUGUGAAAGAUGUUGUACAGAAGAAUGAAGCUAAUUUAAAGAUUAUUAAUACCGGAGUGAAGACAUUUGUUAGGUGUGAUAAUAAAAAUAUGACAUGUCCUUUCAGAUUAUCACAAGAAGGUUUGCAAAGUAUAUUACAGUAUAUAGGAGCUGUACGUAGAGUGAACAUUUUGAAACAGGAUCUGAUCCUUGUACUUCAGAAUGAUAAUCCCAGCAAUCCACCAGACAUCAAACUAUUCACUGAACAUACACAGAAUUUGGUUAAAGAUUUGGCAACCGGUAGCUGUGUCCUACAAUACCAGGAUACGGAAUCGAACCUGAAACUGACAUUAGUAGGUUGGCGCGGAGUGCACUCACUGCGUGCGUACACCGCCACACCGGACACUGUACACUAUCUGAGAUUAUUGGGAGCUGACUAUAGUAAAUAUGAUGUCAAUAAAUUCAAGAAGGCGUCUGAUGUGCCCGAUGAUGCAACGAAUACUGAUGACGUCACAGAAGCUCAGGCGAACGAAAUUGAACCUAAAGAUGAUAAGAAUAAUGGCGAUAUUGAAACAGCAAAAUCUAAUAUGGAUACUACAUAAUAAUUUUAAUUUUUUUAAACGUAGAAUUCUACUGAAAUUACAUUUUAUAUAUAUUUUUGUCUAAGACAAUGAAAGAGACCGCAAUAUGUAUUAAAAAGGUUACUA